AUGAAAUUCACUUAACUUCUUAGAUGGACUGCAACAGAUGGCAAAAAUUUAUUAAUGAGAUUGUUUUAUUUCACAUACAUACCAAUUAUUUUGAUUUUAGGUAAUCAAUAUCAAAUAAUUUAUUAGGUUAUAAAUCAAUGAACAUUUAGGCAUUAUUCCCUCAAUUAGCAUCUAAAUGA
Paramecium sonneborni is the source of this 179-nucleotide messenger RNA. NCBI's taxonomy places the organism in Eukaryota, Ciliophora, Oligohymenophorea, Peniculida, Parameciidae. The record is from the annotation of a GenBank genome assembly.